Molecule: messenger RNA, 306 nt
Organism: Protopolystoma xenopodis
Lineage: Eukaryota; Metazoa; Platyhelminthes; Monogenea; Polystomatidea; Polystomatidae
Source: the annotation of a GenBank genome assembly
AAUGAAUUCAGACACAGGAAAAACUCACGGUCAAUUGGUACUCCUUCUGCCGAAGGCGAGUUGCACAAUCAUAGACAGUUUCGAAUUGCCUCGGAGCAGGACAUUGGCAGCGCCGAAAGCGAGUUCUGGUGCAUGUGGUAUAAUCACAAUUCGCCCAUGAACUCCAGUUGCACCAUUCUCCUGGAAAGUUUGGCACCCGACAAGACUCGAAUAACGCCUGGUACUUCCAAUUAUCACGCUUUUUGUAACACUCAGGUUCCCACGUCCCGGCCACAACGCGUUGAUCGAUUGGACACGGAGGUUUAA